This is a messenger RNA of Caenorhabditis bovis, 279 nucleotides long. The record is from the annotation of a GenBank genome assembly. NCBI's taxonomy places the organism in Eukaryota, Metazoa, Nematoda, Chromadorea, Rhabditida, Rhabditidae.
AUGCAAUUCGCGCCGAUUCUCAUGUGCCUCUCAAUGUUGACGAUCGCCGCAUUCGCAUUCCCAUAUUCGGGAUUGGCGAGCAAAUCAAUCGAUUCGCGCGCGACACGUCUUCGAUUCUCCGACGGACCAUCUCCUCAAGGCGCGAUUCCUCCGGCUGCAACUGGACAAAGGUUUGGUGUAGUAUUCAGGGACUCGGUAAAUCCUCAACUGCACUUUGGCGCAAGUUCGCCACUCAUUGUGUUCGACGGUCGCCUCUACAAUCUGGCAGGACUCGUCUGA